Messenger RNA from Protopterus annectens (West African lungfish), 4632 nucleotides. It is a transcript of the gene EPHB1, whose product is annotated as EPH receptor B1. Gene Ontology annotation, cellular component: neuron projection; plasma membrane. NCBI's taxonomy places the organism in Eukaryota, Metazoa, Chordata, Ceratodontiformes, Protopteridae. Bases 215 to 3259 code for a protein of 1014 amino acids. Gene Ontology annotation, molecular function: transmembrane-ephrin receptor activity; ATP binding; protein binding. The transcript has 18 exons. Gene Ontology annotation, biological process: protein phosphorylation; axon guidance; cell surface receptor protein tyrosine kinase signaling pathway. The record is from RefSeq and is a predicted model, not a curated record.
UCCUGCACUAUGCCUCCACUUACUAUCGCAUCUUGCAAUGUGACACAGAAUUUGCUUCUGCAAGCUUUCAGUAUCAGGGGUAGGGGCAAUCCGCGAUCCACCACACUGGACUAUAAUAAUUAAUGCAGAGCUUCAUCAAAAAGGGAUACGUUUGAAUGUAUUGUUUUUAUUAGAGGGGGGAAGGAAGGAGUGUAACGGGAAACGAUUUUUAAACAUGGCAUUGGAUUUCUUGGUGCUUUUUUAUUUGCUGUGUUCCGUUACUGCACUUGAAGAGACCCUAAUGGACACAAGAAUUGCUACUGCAGAACUAGGAUGGACAGCAUACCCUUCCUCUGGGUGGGAAGAGGUGAGUGGUUAUGAUGAGAACCUCAACACAAUUCGCACUUAUCAGGUCUGCAAUGUGUUUGAGCCAAAUCAGAACAACUGGCUUCUCACCACCUUCAUCAACAGGCGAGGGGCCAAACGCAUUUAUGUUGAAAUGCGCUUCACAGUUCGUGACUGCAGCAGCCUUCCCAAUGUCCCUGGUUCAUGCAAAGAGACGUUCAACCUUUAUUACUAUGAGACAGAUUCUGUUAUAGCCACUACCAAAGGGACAGCGUUUUGGACUGAGGCCCCCUAUCUGAAAGUAGACACAAUAGCAGCAGAUGAGAGUUUUUCACAGGUAGAUUUUGGUGGAAGGCUCAUGAAGGUUAACACAGAGAUUCGAAGCUUCGGUCCACUCAGUAAGAAUGGUUUUUACUUGGCCUUCCAAGACUAUGGUGCCUGCAUGUCUCUGUUGUCAGUAAGGGUCUUUUAUAAAAAGUGCCCAAGUGUUAUUCAGAAUUAUGCCAUGUUUCCUGAAACUAUGACUGGUGCAGAGAGCACAUCCUUGGUGACUGCAGUUGGUAUGUGUAUACCAAACGCUGAGGAGCUGGAUACACCAAUUAAGCUGUAUUGCAAUGGUGAUGGAGAGUGGAUGGUUCCCAUUGGCAAGUGUACCUGCAAGACAGGUUUUGAACCAGAGGAUGGAGGUGCAUGCAAAGCUUGCCCUUCUGGGACCUUUAAAGCUAACCAGGGGUCUGGAUUGUGCCAACUCUGUCCCCACAACAGCAAGUCAAACAACGAAGCUGCACCCAUCUGUAUCUGCAAGAAUGGUUACUACCGGUCAGAUGCUGAUCCACCAGAUAUGGCUUGCACCAGUGUUCCUUCUGGGCCCAGAAAUGUAAUAUCUAUUGUGAACAAGACUGUAGUUAUCCUAGAAUGGCAUCCACCACGGGAAUCAGGUGGACGAGAUGAUGUAAUGUACAACAUUGUCUGCAAAAAGUGCCGCGCUGACCGCAAACUGUGCUCACGCUGUGAUGAAAAUGUGGAGUUUGUUCCCCGACAGCAUGGACUUACUGAAUCUAGAGUAUUUAUAAGCAACCUCUGGGCUCAUACGCCAUACACCUUUGAGAUUCAGGCUGUGAAUGGAGUGUCAAACAAGAGCCCCUAUACACCCCAACAUGUCUCUGUCAACAUCACCACAAAUCAGGCUGCACCAUCUGUUGUCCCAAUCGUACAUCAGGUGAGCUCAACCAUGAAGAGCAUCACAUUGUCAUGGCCGCAACCAGAACAGCCCAAUGGGAUUAUCCUCGACUAUGAGAUUCGCUACUAUGAGAAGGGUGGCUCAUCUGUAAAGUGUGAUUUUUACUCUGGUGCUGUCCAAACUCCGUCGAACACGGUAUGUGGAUGCUCUUUUCCCUUCCAGGAUCACAAUGAAUAUAAUUCCUCAGUGGUGAAGAGUCAGACAAACACUGCCCGUAUUGAUGGACUGCGGCACGGUACGGUCUACGUCAUGCAGGUGCGUGCCAGGACAGUGGCUGGCUAUGGCAAAUACAGCAGCAAAAUGUGCUUUCAAACCCUGACAGACGAUGACUACCGAUCUGAGCUGAGAGAGCAGCUGCCCCUCAUUGCGGGCUCUGCAGCGGCUGGAGUUGUCUUCAUUGUUUCCCUGGUUGCCAUCUCUAUUGUCUGCAGCAGGAAACGGGCUUACAGCAAGGAGGCAGUCUACAGUGACAAGCUGCAGCAUUACAGCACGGGCAGAGGGUCUCCUGGAAUGAAAAUCUACAUUGAUCCCUUCACCUAUGAGGACCCAAAUGAGGCUGUCCGUGAAUUUGCCAAGGAGAUUGAUGUCUCUUGUGUGAAGAUAGAAGAAGUGAUUGGAGCAGGAGAGUUUGGAGAAGUAUACAAGGGACGUCUUAAGUUGCCAGGAAAGAGGGAUCUUUAUGCCGCUAUCAAGACACUGAAAGCAGGAUACUCAGAGAAACAACGCCGGGACUUCUUGAGUGAGGCCAGUAUCAUGGGCCAGUUUGACCACCCCAAUAUCAUUAGGCUGGAAGGAGUGGUGACAAAGAGCCGGCCUGUCAUGAUCAUUACGGAAUUCAUGGAGAAUGGUGCACUCGACUCCUUCCUGAGGCAAAAUGACGGACAGUUCACUGUGAUCCAGCUGGUCGGGAUGAUGCGUGGGAUUGCAGCAGGAAUGAAGUACCUGUCGGAGAUGAACUAUGUGCAUCGUGAUCUCGCAGCUAGGAACAUUCUGGUUAAUAGUAACCUUGUCUGCAAGGUGUCUGACUUUGGGCUCUCACGGUAUUUGCAAGAUGACACCUCUGACCCCACCUACACAAGCUCCUUGGGUGGGAAGAUUCCAGUGAGAUGGACAGCACCUGAAGCCAUUGCAUAUCGAAAGUUCACCUCAGCCAGUGAUGUAUGGAGUUACGGUAUUGUCAUGUGGGAAGUUAUGUCAUUUGGUGAAAGACCCUACUGGGAUAUGUCUAACCAAGACGUCAUUAAUGCCAUUGAACAAGAUUAUCGGCUUCCUCCCCCUAUGGACUGCCCAGCUGCAUUACAUCAGCUCAUGCUGGAUUGUUGGCAGAAGGACCGCAAUGCCCGACCACGGUUUGCUGAGAUUGUCAACACACUGGACAAGAUGAUCCGUAAUCCUGCCAGCCUCAAAACUGUGGCAACCAUCACAGCUGUGCCUUCCCAGCCUCUCUUGGAUCGUUCCGUUCCUGACUUUACCACUGUUACCUCAGUAGAAGACUGGCUGACUGCCAUAAAGAUGGGACAGUACAGGGACAGUUUCUUAAGUGCUGGUUUCACCUCACUUCAGCUGGUAACACAGAUCACCUCAGAGGACCUCUUGAGAAUAGGUGUCACACUGGCUGGACAUCAGAAGAAGAUCAUGAACAGCAUUCAGUCCAUGAGGGUACAGAUGAGUCAGUCACCAACUCCCAUCGCAUGACAAUUUGCCUUCAGUGGUGUUGGGGGCAGGGGGACUGUGGUGUACAUCUGAGAAUGCUCAGAAGAAUGAACAGGCCACAGUCCCAGCUGACUCUGUGAUUAGCGACUCUCCUUUUUCUGGAGGGAAUUUCACCAUUCCUGCUCAUUAGCCAAACAUACUCAGUGCCAUGUGACUCAAUCAUUAAGUGAACAAAGAUCUUAAUCAAUGGAGUUUGGGAGACCAAAGUGUCAUUCAGUCCCUGAGAAGUGAAAGCAAGAGAAAAGGUGGAUAUCGCUGACCUUUUCAAUAGGAGCUGCACAUAUAAAGCUUGAAAGUAGCCAGUAAUUUGCUGGAUCUUUUUUUUCUGUUACUGCUUGAAUAUUUCUUGAAGUUGAUUGGCUACAUAACGUGAUAUAAUAACGCAGCAUCACUGCCAAAGGACCACUGUUUUUGCUCAGAGUGGAUCCCAAAUUCACUAUAUCUUCAUAUUGAAGACAUUGUACAGAUUAAUUUGUUUGCUUGCAUUUUCUGCAAAGUAAUGUAAUUUUUUAUUAAAUACAAAAAAGACAUAUAUAAAUUAUAGCUCUAUGUAUCUAUGUACUGCAAAAUGGUUGACUUCAGACAUUGACUAAACAUUGGUGGUUCAUGCUUUUCAAUGGAAGAAGGUCGAUGACUGUGCUUUUGGCUAAUUUGCAGUUUUUGGAGCAUCACAGCCUAGGGAGACAACUGCUUGUGCAAGAAAGCAUAGGAGUGGAGCUCACUUUCCAAAGCAUUAUUUGCCACUGUGUGCUGUUGCUGUGCUGUGAAAGGAACUCCAUUCAUUUCUGCUGGAAUAAAAUGAUAUGGAAGAAGGAAUAUCCUACACCACUGUGCAGAAUAUGCUGAAAUCCCUGAAAGCAUUCAGUAGCACAUUGUUUUCACUGGAUCUGGCCUGAAUGCAGGAUGCUGUUUUCUCUUGAUGACAUGCUAGUUUGAGGCUUUUCUAUAGGGAUAAGGAGGGCCACUAAAGUCAACUGUUAAAAACAACGACCUUCAUACAAGAAAAAUAAUCAUCAAGGAAAAUGACUCACAGUACCCCAGCAUUUGUGGAAAAAGGAUGAGAACCCAUCCUCCAGAGGCAUCAUGACUUUCCUCUGCUAUAUUGUGCACUUGCGCCAAGCACUUCUCCUGCAUAACAAAGGGCAUAUAUGAAAUGAUAAACCUGACAGCAUGUUCCAGGGGUUCACUGUACAUACGAGAAUGGGAACUGUAAAAUACCUUUCUUUGCCUUCUUGUACAUUUUGGAUUUGUUAUUUGUGUUGAGUAUGUUGAAGUUUGUAAUGGUACCUUUCAAAACAAGAAAACUUGUACUAAAUGCACUCAAUAAAGUUGAAUCAACAUGCAGAUUAAAGGAA